Molecule: messenger RNA, 1291 nt
Organism: Papilio polytes (common Mormon)
Lineage: Eukaryota; Metazoa; Arthropoda; Insecta; Lepidoptera; Papilionidae
Product: lipase 3-like
Exons: 8
Coding region: 92-1288 (398 amino acids)
Biological process (GO): lipid metabolic process
Molecular function (GO): hydrolase activity, acting on ester bonds
Source: RefSeq, a predicted model, not a curated record
GGAAGCGAGCGCUCUCGGACCGGCGACACAAAAAAAAAAUUUAUAAGUCAGUAUUUUUUUUUAGAAAAAAUAGGGCUGUGAUAUUAUCGAUAUGAGUGCAAUUCGUUAUAUUGUUACGUUGUGCAGCGUAUUGAUAGUCGUCGGGGACGCGCAGUUGUUAAGGAAGGAAGCUUACGAAACUGUGCCUCAACUGAUCAGCUCAGCGGGCUACCCCGUGGAGCGGCACCGCACUACUACAGCUGACGGGUACGUGCUGCAGAUGCACCGUAUCCCUGCUGGCAGGCGGAGUGCCCGUCGCAGCGGGGGUAAAGGUAAACGUGCUGUACUCGUCAUGCACGGCCUGCUCGGACACAGCGGGGAUUUUGUCAUCAUGGGCCCCGAGAGGAGCAUCGGUUACAUCCUAGCAGACGCGGGCUACGACGUGUGGCUGGGGAACCUGAGAGGCACGGUUUAUAGUACUCAUCUUAACCUUACUAAAGAUGACCCGAAAUUUUGGGACUUCAGUUUCCACGAGCACGGCAAGUACGACAUACCGGCACAAAUAGAUAAAGUGCUGGCGGUCACCGGUCUGCCCAAGCUAUUGUACGUCGGGUACUCCAUGGGCACGACCAGCUUCUUCACCAUGAUGUCCACGAGGCCGGAGUACAACGACAAGGUUAUCGCUUUCGUUGCACUCGCACCUGCCGUCUUCUUGAAUAACAUGCGUCCACUUGCUGAAUUACUGCUCAAGACUUGGAACGUACCGCAAACGAUGAGGAAUCAAGGAAUGGUGUCGCUGACGUUCCGCCAGGAGCUGCGAGAGUUGGUGGUGAGCAGCGUGUGCCGGGUGCGAUCGCCCGAGGACGACAUGUGCAUGCGUCUCGUCUACGCACUCGUCGGGGAGGACUACGAGCAGAACGACUGGGACAUGAUGUCUGUGAUAAUGGCGAGGUUCCAGCCGGCAUCGUGGCGACAGUUUGAACAUUUCGGAAAAAUUGCAUUAACUGGUGUUUUCACAUCGUGGGAGGAUGGCUUAUGGGGCGAGGUUAAGCCGUACAAACUCUCCAACGUGAGGGUACCAGUUUCACUCCUGUACGGAGAGAAUGAUCAACUGACUGAGAAAACUCAAAUAAUGAGGCUAGCCAAAGAGUUAAAUGCCAGCGGAGUGCUGGAGGAGGUCCGGCCGGGCUGUGAGUGGCCCAAGUUCAACCAUUUGGACUUCGUAUUCGCCAAAGACCUGGGCAAACUUCUCAACCGGCCGCUAGUCAAGCACAUAGACUAUAUGUACAAUAAAUAUGGACCUUCAUAGAAA